GAGGCGCACACUCCACAGCGCCCUCCUGGCGUCGCCGCCCCAGCGGACCCGCCAACCCGCGCGCCGGCCGGGCGUCCCCGGUGCUUGCCCGCCAGCCCUACCGACAGGAAUCCCGACCCCGCCCCGACCCCGCCCGCCCGCCCUCCAGACCCUGGCCGCCCCGAGUGGAGACCGGAGGUGAGCGCUGGAAGCCGACAAAAUGAUGCUUCAACACCCAGGCCAGGUCUCUGCUUCGGAAGUCAGUGCCUCUGCCAUCGUCCCCUGCCUGUCCCCUCCUGGGUCACUGGUGUUUGAGGAUUUUGCUAACCUGACACCCUUUGUCAAGGAAGAGCUGAGGUUCGCCAUCCAGAACAAGCACCUCUGCCACCGGAUGUCCUCUGCACUAGAGUCAGUCACUGUCAGCAGCAGACCUCUUGAGAUGUCAGUCACCAAAGCCCAGGUAGCCCCUGAAGAAGACGAAAGGAAAAAAAGGCGACGGGAAAGAAAUAAGAUUGCAGCUGCCAAGUGCCGAAAUAAGAAGAAGGAGAAGACAGAGUGUCUGCAAAAAGAGUCGGAGAAGCUGGAGAGUGUGAAUGCUGAACUGAAGGCCCAAAUUGAGGAGCUCAAGCAUGAGAAGCAGCAUCUGAUAUACAUGCUGAAUCUUCAUCGGCCCACGUGUAUUGUCCGGGCUCAGAACGGGAGGACUCCAGAAGAUGAGAGAAACCUUUUUAUCCAACAGAUAAAAGAAGGAACAUUGCAGAGCUAAGCAGCUGUGAUUCUGGGGGCAAUUGGGGAGUCCUCAUCGAAUCAUCCUUCUACAUCCAAAACCCUGCAGCUUUGGAGAUCUGACUUCCUGUGCACCUCUCGAAUCCCAGCAGCAAAGAACCAUGGAGGUGGGAGGGCUCGGUGACUCAGGUGGGCCUCUCCACGCUGCCCCACAGUGGACUUCGGACCAGAACAAGGGCAUUUUUUGCCUCAACUCCAGGGUUUAGGCCUUUACAUACCGCCCAUUCUUGGAUUGUCCUGAUGGCCCCUGGUUUAGGGUCCUGCCUGCCUUCGUCUGGAUUCUACAAAAACCAGGACUCCCACCAUUAGGAUUCAUGCAAAAGAAGUGCCUGUACCUUGGGUGGGUGGGGUGGGGCCACCUGUUCCGCUGCCACUGCCGUGGUCACUGGUAGGGGACGUGGAGUGACAAUGGCAUUUAGCAACGUUGUGCAAUGGCCAGGGUUGUGCUUCUAGCAACUAUGCUGUUAUUACAGGACACACUGUGUGCAAGGCGUUUGUUUCAUAACUAGGCGUUGUGCUCUCCUGAUGUUUGUUCCAACAACACUGGUGUGAUUUUGCUACGACUUUUCCUCAGAUCUGUUUCUGAGAGUUUGCGAGGGCUAUCACCACAUGUAGUGUCUUACAAAAUGUUUCCCGGAGCUUGUCAGCUUCAGGAAAACAGAAUUCUGACGGCCAGCAAUGCAGUUUUGUGCCAACAGAGAAGGCCUCCUUUCCCUUGGCACCCGGGCGUUAACGCAAAAUUCAAGGGCACCGCUGCAGGUCCUCUGUUGCAAACUCAGUUAUCAUGUCACAGGAAGAAAGCAGACAGUCCACCUACCAAAGGUUAGGACUCUCCGCUCAGUGACAGGUCCGGCGUUAUUUCUAGGUGGGAAGAGCCAAAGAAUAUUUCAUUUUCCUUGACUUGCAGGUGAAAACCACAUUCAGUGGAGACAGGUUUGAGGCAAGGUGAGGCCUAGGCUUUAGCAUUAUUGGAUGUCAAUGGCAUUGUUUUUGUCAUGCAGAUGUUUGUAGAAAUCUGGCCUAGAGCAUGUGCAGCUGUGAGAGGUCCUUCGCACUGGCCACGAGGACGCUGGCUACUACUGUCUGUUUAAAUUCUGAUGUUUCUGUGAAAUCCUCAGAGUGUUUCAACUUACUCGAUAGUAUCAUUACAAUUUUCUGUAAGAGAAAAAUAUUACUUAUUUAUCCUAGUAUUCCUAACCUGUCCAUAUAAUAAAUAUUGGAACCAAGAUAUGGUAAACGUUAA
Rhinolophus ferrumequinum (greater horseshoe bat) is the source of this 2008-nucleotide messenger RNA. It is a transcript of the gene ATF3, whose product is annotated as activating transcription factor 3. Bases 200 to 745 code for a protein of 181 amino acids. Gene Ontology annotation, cellular component: nucleus. The transcript has 4 exons. The record is from RefSeq and is a predicted model, not a curated record. Gene Ontology annotation, biological process: regulation of transcription by RNA polymerase II. NCBI's taxonomy places the organism in Eukaryota, Metazoa, Chordata, Mammalia, Chiroptera, Rhinolophidae. Gene Ontology annotation, molecular function: DNA-binding transcription factor activity, RNA polymerase II-specific; RNA polymerase II cis-regulatory region sequence-specific DNA binding.